AUGGAUAAAAUACAGUCUGAUUUUCAAAAAAUGUAUAAACUUAUAUUUUCCGAAUCGUUUUAGUCUACUGUCACUGCUAUUCAGAAUUAAUGCAUAUAGACAGAUAUAUAGAUAGAUAGACAGACAGAUAGAAAGUUGAGUCACGAACACAUUAUCAGUGACCACUUAAUUUUAGUGCAAGUUUACAUUUAUGAACAUUUUUUUUUUUUUUUGGUAAAUAAGAGAAUACUGUGCAAUGGGGUAUACAGAUGUUUUUAGCGAUUCAUCAUAAAUCAAAUCAACAUAGAGCGCCUUUCAUGGCAAGCCAUCUCAAAGCGCUUAACAAAGAAGACAAACAUUUAAGUACCAUAAAACAUUAAGCAUAAUAAAAAAAAAACAGUAAAAUAAAACAUAACGAGAGAUCUGAUUGAAAGUGUGAAAGACAUUAAAAAGUGAGUUUUUAAUCUCCUUUUAAAAAUUGUCAAAGUAUGUGCAUCUCUCGUCGAGCAAGGGAGAACGAUUAUAAUGUAUUCUCUAAUUAAUAUAAAACAUUAAAGAUAUACAAAAAAAAUUCAAACUAUCUACAAGAAAACCCAGCCAAACUCACCGUUUACCAGAAGGGAAAACAAUCACAGUGUGUGUCCACCUCUGAAAAUAUAUCAGUGGACCCAGAUGGAGUCUGAAUCUCAAUCCGAGUCUGAUAGCGGAACAGAGGAGAGGUGGUGCGAAGGGGAUAGAUGCCUUGCGCCAUACUCGGGUGAUGGGAAGCUCUAUGAAGCGAGAAUAAAAACGCUAAUCUUAGAAGAACAGGGUAAAGCUGUGGCAGUCGUGACGUUUGUUGGGUUUGAUGAAGAGACUGUGUCGGUUAAAAGGCUUCAGAGGAUCAAGUGCCCGCAGUCACACAAGAGAAGCUUUGUAUUUGACGAUGAAGAUCUGGAGAAACCAUUUUUCCAUGACAGGAAACCGCCAGGCCCUGCGGUGCCAUGUAUGUUAUCUGAACAUGGUGAAUGUAUUCCAUACACCAUCAACAGAUACUUACGAGACUAUCAGCGGGAAGGAGUGAGGUUUAUUUACAGUCACUAUGUUAAAGGCAGAGGCUGCAUUCUUGGAGAUGAUAUGGGACUUGGAAAAACAGUACAGGUUAUUUCCUUUCUGGCAGCUGUACUGCAUAAAAAAGGGACUCGAGAGGACAUUGAAAACAAUAUGCCAGAAUUCUUACGCAAGAAAAAAGAAUCUAGACCAAUUGAAGCCAAAAAGAUAUUUCUAAUUGUUGCGCCCCUGUCAGUCCUAUAUAACUGGAAAGAUGAGUUGGACACAUGGGGUUACUUCAGAGGUACCAUAUUGCAUGGCACUAAGAAAGAAGCUGAAUUUGCCCGCGUGAAGAGAGGAAAGUGUGAGUUUGCUCUGACGACCUAUGAGACUCUACGCCUUUGCCUCAGUGAUUUUAACAGCAUCAGGUGGUCUGCUGUCAUUGUUGAUGAAGCUCAUAAGAUAAAAAAUCCAAAUUCUCAGAUAACACAGGCUAUGAAAGCUCUAAAGUGCAACGUUCGAGUUGGAUUGACUGGAACCAUUCUUCAGAAUAAUAUGGAAGAACUGUGGUGCGUAAUGGACUGGGCUAUACCAGGAUGCUUGGGCAGCCUAAAUCUCUUUAAAGCUAAGUUUUCUGAUCCAGUAGAGCACGGCCAGAAGCACGAUGUGACUAAAAGAAACCUGGCAAUGGGGAGGAAGGCUAUCAGGAGGCUGGCAAGAAAACUGUCUCGUUGGUUCCUGAGGAGAACCAAGUCUCUUAUUAGUUGCCAGUUACCAAAGAAAGAUGACAGGGUAGUGUAUUGCUCAUUGACAGAGUUCCAGCAAGCCGUCUACAAGGCUGUUUUGGAGUCAGAGGAUGUCAACCUGUUGCUACGCAGCUGUGAGCCAUGCAGCUGUAAUAGUGGACUUAAGAGGAAAAGCUGUUGCUAUAAGAAAAACAAAAAUGGAGUUCCUAUGCGAGCUUUGUAUUUCAGUUAUCUAAUGAUUCUGAGAAAGGUGGCUAACCAUGCAGCCCUGCUGCAAUCAAACGGAAACACAAGCAAGGCGCAGGAGGUUUAUGUGAACCAGGUCUGCAUGCAAGUCUUCAACAGAUUUCCAGACUUUGUACAACAGAGCAAACAUGCUGCCUUUGAAACUAUUUCUGACCCCAAGUAUAGUGGCAAAAUGAAGGUUUUGCAUCGACUGCUAGAGCACUGUAGGGGGAACAAAGACAAAGUUCUUCUCUUCUCCCUGUCUACUAAGCUCCUGGAUGUGCUAGAGAAAUACUGCAUGGCGGAAGGCAUUGAAUACCGGAGACUAGAUGGCAAUACAAAAUCAAAAGAAAGGGUCAAGAUUGUGAAGGAGUUCAACAGCACACAGGAUAUUAACAUCUGUCUAGUGUCUACGAUGGCUGGUGGGUUAGGGUUGAAUUUUGUGGGAGCCAAUAUUGUUGUGCUGUUUGACCCUACAUGGAAUCCAGCCAACGAUCUUCAAGCAAUUGACAGGGCUUAUCGAAUUGGUCAGUGCAGAGAUGUGAAAGUCUUCAGAUUAAUAUCACUGGGCACUGUAGAAGAAAUUAUCUAUCUACGACAAGUGUACAAGCAGCAACUUCAGUGUGCAGUUGUUGGAAGUGAAAAUGCCAAACGCUACUUUGAGGCAGUGCAAGGUUCAGAAGAGCAUUCAGGGGAACUUUUUGGCAUUCAGAACCUUUUUCGUAUGCAGACUGAAGGGUCCUGUCUAACAAAAGAAAUCCUUGAGAGAGAUGGUCGGGUGGAAUCCGGCAUAAUGACAGCCGUCACGCGAAUGAGAGAGCAAACUCCAGUACGAGGGAUGGAAACAACAACAGGGCCUAAUGGUGAGCCAUCUAAAGAAAAUCCUGAAAUCACAGAAAAGAUGAGCAAAGCAUCCAGAAUACCAAAAGGGAUCUUGGAUUUCAGCAGUGACAGUGAGGAGGAUCAUGGAAACAAGUCAAAAUCAAGAUCUGACAAAAACAGGGACCGUGAAUCCAGUAGCACUUCUCCUGGCCAAGUCACUCUGCUUCACUGUGGAUUUUCUAAACUGCUUGAUGGCAAUAAGGAUCUGGGGGAAUGCAAUGAUAGCAGUGGCAGUUCUAACAUGGAAAGUUCUGAAAGCCAAAGCUCUUCAGAUGAAGAUAUGGAAGCCGCUCCAUCAGUUGAAUUGGGAAGAUCCAGUAAUUUUCUGCCAUCAGUGACUCAAACCUCGAGACAAGAGCAGCCUCAAAAACAAAAGCUUCGCAAGAAUUGUGCUCUUUCCAGCAAGUCUGAGGGAGACACAGAAUUAGGAAACAAACAAAAGAAUUGUGGCACUUCCAAGAAGACUCUUGUUGCCAAGGCGACCCAUUGUAGUUCAGAAGAGAAUGAUGAUGUCAUCCCUCCUUCUCAAGUGCUAGGUGCGAAAAGGAAAAUGCCUGCCAAGGGAGAAAGUUGCAGUGAAAUCUUCUUGGAAGAAACUGAGGACUCAGAAUAUGGAAAUGUCACAGGCCAGUCCUCUAAAUGGCACCAUUUGUUAGCUGGCAAACAAACAGAUCGUCAAACCACUGCAACCAGCUUCCAGAGUAAAACAGGAAAAGCAGUUUACAAGUCUAAAAUGUUUUGUAAGCUUAGAGACUAUGGAGAUGAGUCUGAUGAGUCUGAUGAUAUCGAGAUCCCAAAAAAUACAAAGUUGUACACCUCCAAAACAAAAAGGUUAAAGCAGUCAGUAGGUUCAACAAGUGUGACUCAUUCCAAAAAGCAUCAGAAACAUGUUCAUUUCAGAUUACAAGAUAAGAAAUCUGAUGAUGUAAGAGCAGACUCUCAGAGAAUUGAUAACUUCUCAUCUUCAGAAGAUGAUGUUCCUACCAAGAAAGUCCGCUUUAGUAAAAACUGCAGGAAAAGAAACUGGGUACCAGACAGGACGUCCAGCAAAAGUCAGUUUGCCAGUACUGAAAAUAACUCAAGUAAAGCAGUCAAGAAGUCAAGUGUUUCUGAACACAAAUCAUCCCUGAAUGGCAAACCUAAGAUUAACCAAGAUGAGAAGUUUGGAUCUAUGGACACGUAUUUAGAUGGGGUUCAGGAAGUUGCAUAUGCUCAUUCAAAUCAACGUAUUGUCGGCGCAAGCAAGGCUGAAAAUCGAAUGAGUCGCUCAGCCAUGCGGGAUGUGUUUGAACUGAAAAGGUUUUCCCAGAUCCCUGCCAAUCUAGCGGUGUGCAGUGGCGAGACUUUGUCAGAACAAACUGAUGUGGACCUUACCCCAACAAAGCCUACACAGGUGGACAGUGGAAACCCAAAGCCUCUUCAUCAAGCACAUCCUGUCACACAAACAGAGAGUAGAGUCCACAGGGUGGGGAGGACUACCUUCUUCAUUGGAGAGACUCCCAAAGCAAUCUGCAGGAAACAGCUGACAGAGAUAGCUGCUUUUUUCAGGAUGGCUUCAGUGGAGGAGCUGGCAGAGCUCGUUGUUAGAAGCACCCCUGAAUCUCGACAAACAAUGCUGAGAGAUUUUUACUGUAGCCAGCAUGCCGAACUGAAAGACAUUUUGACCAUUAAAUAUUCCAAACCAUUAACAGUGUUUGGGAAACAAAAGACUGGCAAGAACCCCAAUUGUGCUUCUUCUGAUGUUAAAAAUAUUUCAGACACAGAUUUAAAAAGUUUGAGAAAAGGUACAAGACCACGGAAAUUGACAUAUUGGGAAUCUGAGGAUUCAGACACCUCAGAAGAUUCAGGUAGUUAUUUAAAUAAAUGCAAAUCAAUCAGCAAAGCUGAAGUUUGUGUUUCCCAGAAUCCUCCUUUUGACAACCCCUCCAUCGAGUCAGGAAACUCUGCCAGUGAUAGUGUAAAACACAAACAAAAGCAGCGGCACAGUCUCUCAGUUACAGAACCAUGCAGGGAGAGGUCCAAGUCUGAACCAAACGAUGAUGCAGAAAAUGAGAACUCUCAGAAGGACGUCAUUACAGAGCUGCUCGGUGACACCUCUAUCCUUGAUGGUAUCUUUAACAUGAAGAACAGAAAUUCUGAGCCACGCAAGUCAUCUGUAUCGUGUCACGUAAAAAAAGCAAAAAGCAGGCCUAAAGAUGUCUGGGACAUCCUAAAUGAAGGAAAUGAGGAGUGCGUCAACAGGCUUACUGAUUUAUCUGUGGUGGAGGGGAUGUGUAACGGUGUAAAUCGUGUUGCUGCUAAAACGAGAAGAGAAGACCAGGCUCAGGGUUCUCACCUUUGGAAGAAGAAUGAAAAGUUCUUGUGGAAAAAGUAUGAAGACCAAGAGACCUUAACACCUGGCACAUCAUCAGUGGACUCUCAGAUAUAGAAGAUUGUAGAAGAUGUUUUUAAUUUAAUUUAUUAUUCCGUUAUUUUUGUUUUAGUUUAUUUUUUAGAAGUGAGAAGCAUUAACCAAAAGUCUUGCCCUUUAUCUGCUUUAAUACUUAAUGACUGAGAAUUAAAUGUACUCUUCUGAAAACCCUAUAUGUUAAUUGAGAUCUGUAUGUUUAAUACAUUGUAAAAAGUUGUUUGGAUCUUGAUUAUUUGCUUAACAAAUGAUUAACAAACGGGCACCAUGACAGAUUAAUCCAUUUUGAGAAUGUUUUCAUAGGUAUAGUUAUUCAAAAAUGUAAAAUGUAUACUUUUAUUACUGUGACAUAAAAUUAAGCUGACAGUUUUUUAUGUUUCAGCUGUACUAGGUAAUGCAACAGAUUUUUUUUUCAGACAGUUAAUAUAUUUUUGCUUUCAAAACAUUGACAUUACUAUACAAUGACCAGUCUGUCACUGUCAAGAAGAAAUAUGCUAUAUAACCUCCAUUUGUUGUGUUAGCCAGAGAGGAAAUUAUUUUGUUCUUGAAUAUAAUUUAUACAUUUUUAUAAGUUGUAUUGAUAUAACUAUCAAUGCUAUACACAUGCAAUGUAGUUCCUGGUGUAAUUUUUCUUGCUUAAAGCUCAGCAAGAAUAUAUUUCCAACAAACAUGCAGCCAUUUCGUACUUUGCCAAAUAUUAAUGAAUGCAAACUACUGUACAUUUCUUGAUUUAAUUGGAGAUCUUUUAAAAUGAAUGAGUUAUUGAUGUAUUUAAAAACAAGUUGGUCUGAAUAGUGUAUACUAUAGAAGAUGAUUUAAUAGAAAAAUGAAUACUGACUUUGCCAACCUAAAUUCAUUUAGGAAUUAUUUUCUACGAAACCAACAAAUGAGGUUCAGUAGAAGUACAUUUUGUAAUACCAGGAAAUAAAGUCUACAUUUAACCCUGGUUGCCUUUUAAUUUAUUCUGUAAAGGAAAGUGGCUUUUAGGAUGUAAUGGGGGAUCAAAUGAUAUUUACAUUUGUACCUCAAAUACUUUCCCUAAUUAAUAGAAAAUUAGAUGUAAUUACAUUUGUUUUAAGAGUUAAUACGUGUGACCAAAGGUACAAACAGCAGAGUCUGACGGAUUUGUUUAAGAAGAAAGCACAGCAGGAGGUAAAGUAUUAAAUAUUAAAAGUAUUAAUUUCAUGUUGUUUCGGUGCAUUCCAGGUCCUGGUUCAAUUUAAGUUCAUAUAAACAGUACAUCACAUGCUGGUUUACCUUGUAAGUGUGUAAAAUGAAUUGUAUGUAUUGCUGCACAACCAUAAAUAUGUUGUGUUAUUCUGAAA
Acipenser ruthenus (sterlet) is the source of this 6593-nucleotide messenger RNA. Its product is annotated as DNA excision repair protein ERCC-6-like 2. Gene Ontology annotation, molecular function: ATP binding; ATP-dependent chromatin remodeler activity. Lineage: Eukaryota; Metazoa; Chordata; Actinopteri; Acipenseriformes; Acipenseridae. Bases 652 to 5289 code for a protein of 1545 amino acids. The transcript has 20 exons. The record is from RefSeq and is a predicted model, not a curated record.